This is a messenger RNA of Rhipicephalus microplus (southern cattle tick), 2104 nucleotides long. RefSeq lists its product as uncharacterized. Gene Ontology annotation, molecular function: metal ion binding. The record is from RefSeq and is a predicted model, not a curated record. NCBI's taxonomy places the organism in Eukaryota, Metazoa, Arthropoda, Arachnida, Ixodida, Ixodidae.
UGCAGGCCGUUAUGUCUCUUGGCAGCAACUAGGAUGCCCGGCCAACUGCCGUGCCCACGUCACCCGCUGUGCUUUGUCGGUAUUGACCUGUAAGCACUCGGCAGCUUCUGCUGAACAUUGUCCUAGGCACACAAAACACACUCACCAAAGAAAGGCACUUCCUGUCAAGAAAGGAGCAAGGCAGCCUACUCGAAACUACAAUACAGCUAGGAAACUAACAACAGCCCAAGGUAGCGCCAAGCAAAAGUGAUGGCUGCCAACCAUGAUCGAAAGAAUGAUGACUGCUACUUUUACUUUUACUCGACGUGCACCAAGGGGGAUGACUGUCCCUUCCGGCACUGCGAAGCAGCUCUGGGCACAGAAACUGUGUGCCCAGCCUGGAAGGAAGGCAACUGCAUGAAGAAGUCGUGCAAGUUCAGGCACAUGGAGAGCAGGAAGAACAGGUCACAAAUCCCGUGUUACUGGGAGAACCAGCCAUCUGGAUGUCGCAAGCCCCACUGCGUUUUCCUGCACAGCCGGCCCCGUGCUGCCAUCCCAGAUGUGCUAGGCGCCCAGAGGGCACCCGGCUUGAUCCUGCCGGUGCCUGCUGCGCCUGUGGUAGCCCCAGAAGCAGCUACCCUAGUGGUGGCCCCUGGGGCCAAGCAGCCUGACCUGACUGCCACCCUUCCCCAAGCCAUUGAACCGGUGGUCGUCAACUUUGAUGAAGGGCGCCACCACGCCGUGUUCCAGGGGUUCCUGCGCCAUGGCAGCGUCUACCUGGGUCGACCCGGCUGGCAUUGAGCGGAGGAGACCCGCAGCUGCCAACUGUAUCGCUUCUCUCACCUCUUUUUUCCCUUCCUCCUCCUCCCCGUGCCUCCCUUCUAACGAUACCCUUCUUUCUGUUCCCCUCCUGCCCUCUUUUCUCGUCUUCAAAAGAACGAGCGCGUCGGUUAGCAGACGCAUCGCGCCCUCCCUCGUUCCCUUCUGCUUCCCGCGGUCGACCAGAGUGUGCCGUUACCAGCUGGCGUCGUGGAGUUCCCUGGUGGUCCAUGUGGUCUGCUACCGCUCGGGGCGCCGCGGGUGGACUAGAGGGCGUCAGUGGCGGCGGGGACCUCGGCGCACUCGCGAACGAGACGUCGUUCUUGAGACAUAUGAGCGCGUGCGCCGAUUUUGACCUCGCUCGCCGCCUCUGAUGCGUUCUAACUCCGGUGCUUGUCGCUCGUCGGCGGCUUCGAGCGCGAGUCUGGCACGUUUAGCGGGCUCCGUAGCCGAUGAUUGACUCUGAUGCCCCCUAGUGGGUGUGUGCAUAGCCUCACCCAACUAGUAGGCCCAGUGGCUUGCUGACGAGCGAAACUGUUUCGACAGCUGCGGCAAGAGUAGGGGUGCCAGAGCUCCCGCUUCCAAGGGCGCUGCUUGGGACUGAUGUCGAGCCAGAAGAGUGCGUUCUUCUGCGUCCGCUAGCUGCGUCCGAAGAAGACUGGUGGAGUGGAUGUGGUUGAAAUGAAAAUGCGUUUCCUGUUUUGGCGAGCCGGAGGCUGCUCGGCAUGCUGUGUUUCGCACACUUUUUUUUCCCCCCUUGUCGAGUCCGUGACGGGACUCCAAUGCAGGGAUGCCUCGUUUGUUCCUUUCUCUGUGCGCGUUUGCUUCUUUCCUCCGGGACAAGUGAGACGUUCCCUGAGCCCGCGCUCGUAGUUUGCGAGAAUCUCAUGCGCGUUCCUUUCGAGCUUUCAACCGACUGUUGCGGCAGCAGCUCCGAACGCUCAUGCGGGUCAGCAUUCCCCGUAACUAAGCGCCUCAACCUAACCCCGGUGGAUGAGUCUCAAUGCCUUUUUUUUUUUUAAUGUUGCACAAGCUGUUAGUAUCUUUGUGUGUUUCUCGUUGAGUCUUCGUUCCUUCGCUGUCCCUACCAACAACGACGCGGCCCGACAAGCAUCGUGAACAUGCGUCCGAGUUCUCUGCUCUGUGCCUCCCUGCCUCCUCCUGCCCUCCUUUCUGUGUCACGUGACCCCUCACACGAAAAAAAAAAAGGCGCUUGCUAUAUGCUGGACGUCACUAACAGAACCGAAGAGAAUGCAAGCUGUUUGUACAUAACAAUAAAAAAAUACAAGAAUCAUCAGGCCACGUA